CACGACACGGGAAAUGGUAGCAAUACUAUUAGCUAUUCUGUGGAUUCCAGCUCAUCACUUAUUAGAAUUAAAAACAUUUUUUCAGAAAGUAGACCAGACAUUUUGAUAGAAAUACAACAAACAUUAUUUAGAAUUAAAAUGAUGGGGUUAAAUGUCAUAUUUGCAUGGAUUCCAGCWCAUGUAGGUAUUAGAGGAAAUGAAAGGGCAGACAAAGUAGCAAAGGAGGCCACUAGACAUGUUUUAGUUGAGAUAGAUGUCAAAGUUAGUCAAACAGAAGUUAAAAGUAACAUAAAAAAGAAAAUGAAAGAAAAGUGGCAAAAACAAUGGGAAGAAAGAAAAAGGUCGAUGGCUUUAUAGGAUUCAGAGGAAAGUAGGAGAGAUGAGAAGUGAAGAGAUAGUUAUAUCACGUCUUAGAUUUGGACAUACAGGAUUAAACAGUACUCUGUUUUUAAUAGGGAAACAUGAUACUGGUAAAUGUGACUGUGGAGAAGAUGAAACGGUGGAACAUAUUCUGGUUAAACUGUACAGAAAUGAAAGAGCUCAAAUAAUUAAUAGACUUGAUUAAAUGAAAAUUAGAUUAAAUCCAUUUGAAAUUUUAUAAUAAAAAUUAGUUUCUGAUAGUUCUCAAGCUUUGAUUAAUUAUCUGAGAAUAGCUCGAUUAUUUGAUAUGACAUGAGUUUUAUUUUAGGUCGUUUCAGUCCACACUCCUAUCCAGUUGGUGGCGGUAAUGCACACUUGAAGAUUUUUGCAAACCGCCAAUAAACCCUAUAUAGAAGAAGAAUAAGAAGAAGACAGCUAUAAUGAGCUAUGAAGUGUGUUCUACCAGCAGAAAAAACAGCAUGUUGUUGUAAUUUGUUGUGAAAGCGUCAUGUCCGUGGUGCUUCAACGCAGCUCAGGUUGGGUUUUGGACUCAGGCUCGUUAAUAGACCGUGGCUAUCAGCAGUGCAUCCGGUGGACAGGCAGUAAUAAGUCACAUGUGAAGUGUAGUUUUAAACGGCGGUGUUUUCAGAUCAUAAAAAGCYAUUAUAACCAUAGUGGCUGUGCUUCUUUGGAAGGAGAACACACUGAUGUGCUGGAAAAAACAGAUAAACCAACAAAGAAGCGUAAGCGAAAACACAGUGAACUCAACCAAGGGGAAAUCGAUUCAAAGGCCUUCCACGAGAAGAUCGAGUCUGUUAUUCUGGAGGGAACCAAGCUCUUGGUGGAUUCUGCCCAAUCCCUUGGAUACCUCACUGGAGAGACAGAUGCAGUCAAAGAGCCUCUUCCUUCCCAGGAAUGCAGCUUUGCAGCUCUUUGCGAGAUGGCGAAAGAGCUUCCUCUAGUAGACGACGAGGAGCAGAAGGAGUGCGUUCAGCUACUUGUUACUGAAGAUGGCUGUUCUUCACAUGUUGACCUGUUCUCUCAGGUGACAGAGAACAGGGAGGACUGGGCCGCAGUGGUUACGCUGAUGGGAGAGGAGUAUGUCAUACCUCCUAAUACAGCUUUUCUGAUUUCUGAUUUCACAAGAAUGCAACCACUAGUCCAGUAUGGAAGGAGGUUUGAUCUUAUUGUUAUCGAUCCACCGUGGGAAAACAAAUCUGUGAAAAGGAGUCGCAGGUACAGCUUUUURCCUUCAACACAACUGAAACGCCUCCCCAUCCCACAACUGGCAUCUUCAGGCUGUUUAGUGGUCACCUGGGUGACAAACCGGCCCAACCACCUGCGCUUCGUUUGUGAUGAACUGUAUCCACACUGGGGUGUACAAGUUGUGGCCAAGUGGUUCUGGGUCAAGGUCACCACAUCUGGGCAGUUUGUGUUUCCCCCCGAUUCACAGCACAAGAAGCCCUAUGAGAUGCUGGUGCUGGGUCGAUGUUCUACCAGUACCCCCACAAGGUCUUCAACAAUGCCAGAGAUCGAAGAUAAGCGUUUGAUUGUCAGCGUCCCCUCAGCCCUGCACUCYCAGAAGCCCUCACUAUCAGAGGUGCUGAAGCCUUACAUCGGAGCUGAGGCCAAGUGUUUGGAGCUGUUUGCACGGAGCCUUCAGCCCGGAUGGACCAGUUGGGGCAACGAGGUGCUAAAAUUUCAGCACAUUAGCUAUUUCAAUGUGACACCUGCAGACACUUUAAAAGCUGAGAGCACAGAUGAGCUUUCAGUUCACCUGUGAAAACCUGUCCGUCCUAAAUGACUGAUGUUCAACCAGUUACAUCAGCCUUUUUUUUAACUUUGGUUUUUAAUAAAGAUUCUGCACCAAA
Molecule: messenger RNA, 2231 nt
Organism: Austrofundulus limnaeus
Lineage: Eukaryota; Metazoa; Chordata; Actinopteri; Cyprinodontiformes; Rivulidae
Gene: mettl4
Product: methyltransferase 4, N6-adenosine
Exons: 8
Coding region: 869-2143 (424 amino acids)
Biological process (GO): methylation
Cellular component (GO): nucleus; cytosol
Molecular function (GO): site-specific DNA-methyltransferase (adenine-specific) activity; RNA methyltransferase activity; nucleic acid binding
Source: RefSeq, a predicted model, not a curated record